Messenger RNA from Penicillium chermesinum, 2229 nucleotides. Its product is annotated as putative AP-2 adaptor complex subunit beta. Gene Ontology annotation, cellular component: membrane coat. Lineage: Eukaryota; Fungi; Ascomycota; Eurotiomycetes; Eurotiales; Aspergillaceae. The record is from RefSeq and is a predicted model, not a curated record. Gene Ontology annotation, biological process: vesicle-mediated transport; intracellular protein transport. Gene Ontology annotation, molecular function: clathrin binding. Bases 1 to 2229 code for a protein of 742 amino acids. The transcript has 5 exons.
AUGUUCAUCGGAUUUGCCCCUUAUGCCUUAUCCAAUAACUCACGUUUUUCGCGCACCCCACAGGGCAAGGUCGCCGAGCUGCGACAAGAGCUCAACAGUGGCGGCAAGAAGGACAGGAAUUAUUCCGCCAAGAAAAUCGCCCUGAAGAAGAUCGUCGCCAAUAUGACCAUGAGCAAUAACGAUAUGGUUGCACUAUUCCCGGACGUCGUCGAAUGCAUGAACCUUCCGAGUUUAGAGAUUAAGAAGAUGUGUUUCCUGUUCUUGGUCAACUAUUCGAGGAUAAAGCCCGAUGUUGCGCUGAGGGCACUUCCAACCCUAGUCCAGGACAUGGGCGACAACAAUCCUCUCGUGCGCGCUCUUGCCUUACGAACUAUCUCAUACAUACACGUGCGCGAAUUCGUUGAAGCGACGUUUCAGCCGUUGAAGCGAUUGAUGCAGGAUAAUGACCCGUAUGUUCGAAAGACAGCUGCGUUCUGCGUUGCUAAACUUUACGAGCAUGAUAAAAAAACCGUCGAAAAUUCAGACCUGAUCGACCGUCUGAAUCGCAUGUUGAAAGAUGAAAAUCCCACAGUUGUCUCUAGUGUGCUGGCUUCUCUGGUAGACAUCUGGGGCCGCAGUGAAUCAAUCUCCCUGACGAUCGACUACACGAGUGCUUCAAAGCUAGUUUCGAUCCUCCCGGACUGUUCCGAGUGGGGCCAGACAUAUAUUCUUGAGGCGUUAAUGUCAUAUGUUCCCCAGGAUACUGCGGAAGCUCUUCUGCUAGCAGAACGUAUCGCCCCACGGUUAUCGCAUUCGAAUUCCGCAGUCGUUCUCACCUCAUGUCGAGUGAUCCUCUACUUGAUGAACUAUAUUUCUGGAGAGAAGCAUAUCACAUCAUUGUGCAAGAAGAUGUCACCACCACUUGUCACCUUGUUGGCGAAGCCCCCGGAGGUUCAAUAUUUGGCUUUGCGCAACGCAAUCCUGAUUCUUCAAAAGAGGCCCGAAGUCCUGCGAAAUGAUAUUCGCGUUUUCUUUUGUAACUACAACGAUCCCAUCUACGUCAAGGUGACUAAGUUGGAAUUGAUGUUCAUGCUGACCACGAAAGAAAACAUCACUGUGGUUUUGGCAGAACUUCGAGAAUAUGCAACCGAAAUCGACGUCCACUUUGUGCGAAAAGCUGUGCGUGCUAUCGGGAAACUUGCUAUUAAGAUCGAGUCCGCGGCGCGUCAAUGCAUCGAUACACUUUUGGAGUUGGUAGAUGCCAAGAUUCCGUACAUCGUCCAGGAAGCGACAGUAGUGAUUCGCAACAUCUUCCGCAAGUAUCCAAAUCAGUACGAGGGUAUUAUUAGACAUGUCAUCAGCAAUAUUGAUGACCUGGACGAGCCAGAGGCCAAGGCGGCAAUCAUUUGGAUCAUCGGUCAAUACGCUGAUCGAAUUGAGAAUUCAGAUGGACUUUUACAAGAUUACCUAGCCACAUUCCAUGAUGAGACGAUUGAGGUACAGCUCGCUUUGCUCACAGCCACCGUCAAGCUCUUCAUCCAACGGCCCACCAAGGGCCAACAGCUUGUGCCUCAAGUUCUCAAAUGGUGCACCGAAGAAACAGAUGACCCCGAUCUUCGCGACCGCGGUUACAUGUACUGGCGUCUCCUGUCCACCGAUCCCGCAACUGCAAAGCAAGUUGUGAUGGGUCAGAAGCCGCCUAUCACCGCAGAGAGCGAGAAACUUGAUCCACGGACGCUCGAGGAGCUAUGCCUGAACGUUGGAACCCUGGCUACAGUUUAUCUCAAGCCUAUCAACCAGGUUUUCCGUGCAGCUCGACCCCGUCGACUGCAGCAGAGCCCGGCCCUUCAACGACCCCGUGUGGAGGAUGGCACUUCGCCGCUGCUGGAAUACAACCCCCCAGCGGCCGCUACGGCUUCAACUAGCAGCAGCGGUCUGGCUACCAUUACGACCACCGGCAACCCAAUCAGUCCUGUCCACGACCCCCCGCCUCCAAACCUCCCAGUAGGUCCCAACCAAGCAGCCGCGGCGAAUACAAACGCUACUUCUGCUGAAGCCAUCAGUGCCGCUGAUUCAUACUUCAAUGGAAUUGGAUCUCAGCAGAUGGCUUCGAUGAACCUCGGCGGCCGUGAGGAGAGUGAGCUAGGUGGUGGUGGCACCCAGCAGUACGUCGUUACCCAGAACUUGCAGCAGGUUUACCAGCCGCAGCUGGCCGGCGGUGCUGCUACGGGCGAGUUGUUGCUUCUUUAA